CGUGAACAUAUUUCAAAAGUGAGAGGGGCAGAAGUGACGUGGCUGGUGGAGUCAAGGUUUACGAGCAGCUGGGAACGAGAAUAUAAACAAGGACUGUCUGGCAUACAAGACUUAACAGUAAAAUGCGCAAGGAUGUCCGACACUGAGAAUCAACGAGACUUUCUAGAAACUGAUGAUGACUUUAAGGAGUCGCCGUUCACUGAUGCAGUUAGUGAUGCCAGUGAGGAAUUUAAACGUGAUGCCUCAGACAAGGGUGAAGCGACUUCUGUUACAAUGACGAGGAAAAGGCCUGAAAGUAAGUCAUCCACGGAGUCGGAAGAAGCAUCCCAAGGAAAGGACAAGGACACAGAUGCUGGACAGAAACACAGACCUUCUGAAAAUUAUCAAGGUGGCUGGGGAUACUGGGGUAGCUGGGGCAAGUCUCUGAUAACAUCUGCUACAGCAACUGUAGCUACUGUUGGUCAGGGAAUCUCUCAUGCCAUAGAGAAGGCAGAAUCCUCUCUUGGGAUACCUUCUCCAACAGAUAUCUCUGGUGAAUUGAAGAAAGAAGAAACCGUCGAUGUUCUUUCAACAACAGGUGAUGCAGCCAAUGAUAAGUCAUCUAGUAACACCUCUCAUAUUGGUGGUGCCAUUGGAAUGUUUUCCUCAUUGACAAAUGUGGUUCAAAGCACAGGAAAAACAGUUCUAAGUGGUGGUCUUGAUGCAUUGGAGUUUAUUGGAAAAAAAACAAUGGAUGUCAUUGCAGAAGGCGAUCCAGGAUUUAAGAAAACCAAAGGACUAAUGCUUAGAACAUCUACUUUGUCUGAGGUUUUAAGAGAAGCUAAAGAGAGAGAAGAGCAACAAACAUCACAGCUGGUCGAUACUGAUACUACUAGGAAGGCACACUAUGGGAUGCUAUUUGAUGAGUUUCAGGGGCUUUCUCACCUUGAAGCUCUGGAAAUUCUUUCUAGUGAAAGUGCAGCAAAGGUGAAAUCUGUGUUUACAACAUUGUCUGGAGAGGAACUGGCCAAGUUAAAAGAAGAGUUGGAAUUGAUCAAAAAAUCCUUUUCAUUGAUUGAAUUUGAUGAGGAAGAGGAGGAGUGCAUUGAUGAUGACGGUGAAGAGUUUGUAAAAGAAGUGACAGCUGCCAUGGCAGAAAUGAAAUUAAUGGUGACUGCAGACAAACUUGUUCAGGCAAGAAAAAGAGUAGAAGACUGGAUGUCUGACAUUAAUACACAAAGAGAAGAGGAAGAGAAAGCAAGAUGCGUUACUGAGGAAAUUCAUGCAUCUGCAAUUAGAAGCUUGGCAGAAUUAACAGCCAGAGCAAUAGAGCAAUUCCACAAAAUAGCAGAACUCGUCCUUCAUAGUCAGGAGGAAAAGGAAACAGUGUUGCAACAGGCCAAGAUUCUCUCACAAAUGACUAUGAUUUUAUGCAAGGAAGUCUCAGUGCUGUCAAAGAAGUUUACAUCCUCUUUAACUGUAGUAGGGACACAUGAAAAAGGAGAUGUUCUUAAUCCACUGAUUACUGGCAUUUUUCUAGAGGCCUCAAACAGUGCGUCGUAUAUCCAGGAUGCAUUCCAACUUCUGUUGCCAGUAUUAGAAAUCUCUUAUAUCCAGUCAUAUAUGAGAACUGCAUAACAAUAAAAAUACAAGGUUGGGCUGCACAAGUGGGAAAGUCGUGUCAAAACAUCCUGCUGGUGGUAGUAGUA
This is a messenger RNA of Polypterus senegalus (gray bichir), 1688 nucleotides long. RefSeq names its product family with sequence similarity 114 member A2 (gene fam114a2). The record is from RefSeq and is a predicted model, not a curated record. Lineage: Eukaryota; Metazoa; Chordata; Cladistia; Polypteriformes; Polypteridae. The transcript is spliced from 14 exons. The coding region runs from base 133 to 1617 and encodes 494 amino acids.